Molecule: messenger RNA, 996 nt
Organism: Microdochium trichocladiopsis
Lineage: Eukaryota; Fungi; Ascomycota; Sordariomycetes; Xylariales; Microdochiaceae
Exons: 1
Source: RefSeq, a predicted model, not a curated record
AGUAGCCCACGCCAACUACCGUAGCAUCACCAGAGUCAGCCGGAGUACCCUGAAAACGACUUGAGAGGACAGGCUCUGUUCUCUAGCACUUCAUAUGCGAUGACUUCUAAGCUUGCCCAAGUCCGACUGCCGUCAAUCCAGGACAUGGUUCCGGAGUCGCACCUCGUCACUUCCGGACACAUGGGGCAGUACAGCCUUGUCCAUGGUCACCGAGUGAGCGAGGAGAAUAACACUACUCCCGGGUCAUGGGCUUCCUCACAGCCACAAGCGACAGACGGCCUCAGCGCUUACUAUUCGCAACUGUGGCUCGCUGACCCCACGGGACCACUACUCGCAAGCGGUCCAUACACUGUCCUAGCGACUUAUUACUUGGUCCUGCCGAUGUGUGGUGCUGGUAGUCAUCUGCACUAUCCUUCAUUGGUGCCGCUUCCGCCUGUCGAGAUGCCGGACCUAGUUCGCCCGGCUCUGGCGCAGCUACCAGAGCUGCAAGGCAGCCAGACUCAUCACGAACCAGAGACAACGAUCUCGAGCUGGAACGCCGCGCAGUCCCCGAGCAGCAUGUAUCAAGAGACUCUGUAUUGCUCUCCAGGCCCAGCAUACAGCGGAGCUCCAAAUGCCGUCUUACAGAGCCCGGAAGCACGGCUGUGCGAAGACCUGUCUAGCGGUACUUCAACGCAGCUGCACGACGAGCAUAGCAUGGCCAUUGCCGGCACAGAGACCACGGUGGGAUCAAGCCUGCUCAACAUCAACGGUGGAAACCGACUCCUUUACCCGUCUCCAGGCGAGCUCGUCAACAAACAUGUCCCGAAACACGAUCGAAAACAAGUCAAACGGCGCCAGCGUGGGUCCGCAGGCUCGAAGAAAGCCCGCAACAGAGGUGUCAAUGCUCAGAAAGCCAUCUGUGACAGCUGCGAGAGAGAAUCUGGUUCUGGUCAAGGAGUGAGCUCACACACGCGUCAGACGGGAUGCGAAGCCGAAUCCUCGCACGGAAAUUAG